Molecule: messenger RNA, 1776 nt
Organism: Helobdella robusta
Lineage: Eukaryota; Metazoa; Annelida; Clitellata; Rhynchobdellida; Glossiphoniidae
Exons: 9
Coding region: 1-1776 (591 amino acids)
Cellular component (GO): plasma membrane
Source: RefSeq, a predicted model, not a curated record
AUGGCUAGACAACAUGGGGCGUGGAUUGUUGUGGACCUUGUUGGGUUUUUCAAUGUUGACCAUGUCCUUCUAUACGGCGACCAAUGCAAAUGCCAUCUUCACAACUCAAACAAAUUCAUUGUGGGCCUAAACAAAACAUUCGACCCCUUGGCUAAGAAGGUAAGGGGUAAGUACAAAAUCUGUGGCACCUAUAGACAGCAAGUACUUUGUACUGGCCAGCCAGUGCGGGCAGAUUGUACCAAUGUAGUUGUUGGAGGUAGGACAAAUUUUCGGCUGUACCUGGCAAAGUUUGUGGUUGUCCAACGACAGGAGGUUCAUUCAGUAGGGGGGCUAUUGAGGUUCAGGGAGAUUGAGGUUUAUUCGGACAUCAGUACUAAACUCCAGUACAUAGGCUGCUACGAAAAGUUCAAAUCUUCCAUUCAAUUCAGCGUACUAACACAUCAGCAAUGCGUUAACCAAUGCUUGUUAAUAAACAAUGAUGGAAGUUUCAAUUUUGCUUUAAGAUAUUCAGACGAUGAAUUAGUAUGCCACUGCGGUCAAAUGGCAAGCGAUAGAAUACCUUCAACUUACUGCAGCCACAUCUGUCCGGACGAGAGGUUCACUUGUGGCGGGAAACUGUUUUAUUCAGUAUAUUCAAGUUCCGUCUCAUUCCAGUCCUUUGUCGGUUGUUUCAGAGACGAGAUGGUUGAAAAAACUGCCCAUCAUGUCAUCUCCGAUAACAACAACAUAACCAGCAGAAACAACGCCCGAUUACGCCAUUCAAUUUAUAGCAGUUGUCUGAACUUCUGUGGUAAACAUAACGCAAAAUACUUUGCCAUCAAGGCAGCACACACGUGCAUUUGCACAGACGCUCUACACCUAAAAGAGCUGCUACCUUACCAAGAAUGCAAUCAAAGAUGUCCCGAUUAUGACAGGAACAAAGGCGAUGACGUCACUAAUAAUAAUAAUUAUUAUUAUUAUGAAAAAAGCUGUGGGUUUUCCCGAGGUUACAGCCUUUAUACCGUGAGAGAUUCAAAGCACAUGGACUCUAGAUUGAAAUAUAACUUUUGUGUGAAUACCGACAAACUUUCCUACCUCAAAUGUGUGCCCGGUCGUUGCGAAGUUGGCUGGAAAGGGAUCUUGUGUGACAUAAGAGAUUGUUCCCAAUCCCUCGGAGCGUGUCCAGCAGCAAUGAGGUGCAUCAACUUUUUCGUAGGAGGGGUUGAAUUUGGAGAGUGCCUGCCAAGGCUUGAUGAAUUUUCAGAAGCCAACGAUAUUUUAAACAACGACAACGGUGACGCCACCGACAUCAACAACGACAAUGAUGACGUCACCGACAUCAACAACGACGUCAUCAGCAACGACAAUGUCGCCGGCAGAAACGGCAACAGCAUCAAGAGCAACAAAAAUUACGUCAUCGACAAAGACAUCUCAAAUAGAGUCAACCAUAUCAGCAACAAACAACAUGACGUCAUUCACCACAGCAGCGACAACAACCACAGCCAACAUAACAACAGCAGCUGGGUAAGACAAUCCACUGAGGCAGCUUUUACAGCGACGAUCGUCUGCGCUGUGGUCAUCUUUUUCGUCAUCCCGGUUGGCGCACUCUUAAAAAUAAUGUUUCUAGGGAGGAGAAAACCGAACGGCAGGAAACCAAAGAAAAAAAAGGGAGACAGAGUUGACGACAAGCUAGAUAAAACAACGCGAAAAGUUAAAUUAACUCAGAAGAAGGCGAGUGAUUUGGCGGCAAAAUUAUUUAAAAAUAAGAAAGAAAGAAUGAUAAUACUAAUAAUCUGA